ACUGCACAAGUUGCAAAUCAACAGGGCAAGUAUCUGGGCAAGAAACUGAAUAAAUUGGCGCUGGCAGGUUGCACAAAUAUCUUUCCGUCUUCGACGGAUUACUCGGAUAGUGUGGAUAACGAGAACCCGGACUUUGAUGACCGAUUGGAACCCUUUAGCUACGCGCAUUUCGGUAGUCUAGCUUACAUUGGUAAUUCGGCUGUCGCCGAUUUUGGCACUGGGUAUACGUGGAUGGGAGGAUUGGCGGCUGCCUAUCUGUGGAGAAGCGUUUAUUUCAGCGAGCAAGUUAGCUUUAGAACAAGAUCGCUAUUGGCCAUGGAUUGGACCAAGACUCUACAGCAAUGUCAAAUGAGUUAUACCCUGGCCAAGCAGGUGAUGAUCACAAAUAGUCAAAUGAUACAAGAGAACAAGAACUACCUUCCGAUUAAUCUGAUCGUGUUCAAAAUUCUUGCAGAGCUCGUCGCCUACCUCAACAGCAAGGAUCCGUCUAACUGGUCCUUUUUUGACUUCCUUUCCUCAAAUUUCGAAGUGAUCGUUAAUUCGCCACCAGACACCAACGAUAUUAAGGGUCUUGCUGGUACUUGGUCAAAGCGUUUCAAACUUGAAGCAGAGGCAAGAGGUCACCAAGCUUAUAAG
This is a messenger RNA of Acaulospora colombiana, 636 nucleotides long. NCBI's taxonomy places the organism in Eukaryota, Fungi, Glomeromycota, Glomeromycetes, Diversisporales, Acaulosporaceae. The record is from the annotation of a GenBank genome assembly.